UUCACAGUACGAAUCCGGUCGGGUACGGAAGGUGUUCGGAAAAUAUUUCGUUUUCGUUCUAUUAACAUUUUGAACUGUUAAAAAUGGGAAGCUGGACAAAAGAGAAAAUAAAAAGUGCGUUGCGGCAAAAUCUGUUGAUCAUACUGACCAUAAGUGGGGUUGUCAUUGGAAUAGUUUUGGGUGUAGGGCUGCGAAACCUUGAAGAUGGAACCUGGACUCAGCGAAACGUGAUGUAUGUGAACAUGGUGGGAGAUCUUUUUUUGAGGGCUAUCAAGGGCAUAAUUCUUCCAUUGAUCAUUACUUCUCUUAUUUCGGCUGUUGGGUCGCUCGAUCAAGGAUUAACGAAGAAGAUAGGUGGAAUCGCCAUCCUCUAUUACAUGACCACAACUAUUCUGGCCGUGAUCGAGGGAGUAAUUUUGGUGACAACAAUCGAGCCGGGAAAACGAUCAAGUGAUUCGAAUGUAGGGGGCAAUGCUCAGAAAACCAACGUUACAACGGUGGAUACGUUUUUGGAUUUGGUGCGUAACAUUUUUCCUCCAAAUGUAGUGCAAGCAUGUUUGCAGCAGUAUCAAACGGUUUUGACGCCACCGAAGAACAAUCCAGAGGAAACCGACCUGGAAAAGUGGGCCAUAUCUGGGCAUUUUGUGGAUGGCACCAAUUUGAUUGGAAUUGUUAUGUUUGCCAUCGUGAUGGGUGUGGCGUUGAGUGCGGUGAAAAAUGAGGCACAGGAAUUGCUGAAGUUUGUUCAACAAUCGGCGUUCGUCGUUAUGAGGGUUACAACAUGGAUUAUUUGGUUGUCCCCCAUCGGUGUGCUGUCACUCAUCCUGGCCAAGUUCCUGGAAAUGGAGGACCUGGGCGAGGUGUUUGCCAAGCUGGGCAUGUACUUUGCGGUGGUCGUCUGUGGCAUAAUAUUUCACGGGGCGUUCGUACUGCCGUUGAUAUAUUUCCUGCUGACGCGCAAAAACCCGUACAAAUUUAUUGCCAACAUGGCCCAGGCGAUUGCCACGGCCUUCGGAACGUCCUCCAGUUCGGCCACGCUGCCGGUUACGCUCCAAUGUCUGGAGGAGAAAAACAAGAUCGAUCCACGCAUAACUCGGUUUGUGGUACCAAUUGGAGCUACCAUAAAUAUGGAUGGAACCGCGUUGUAUGAGGCAGUUGCAGCAAUUUUCAUAGCCCAGCUGCGAGGAGUGGAUAUGACAUUCGGAAAAGUUAUUUCGGUGGCUAUAGCAGCUACUGCUGCCAGCAUAGGAACGGCUGCGGUUCCUCAGGGAGGUUUGGUGACUUUGGUCAUGGUCCUUGAUACGAUUGGACUUCCAAGUGAAGAUGUUUCAUUGAUCAUUGCCGUUGAUUGGCUUGUAAAUCGUGUCCGGGCUGUUGUCAAUGUCCUAGGCGAUUGUUUUGGAGCUGGUAUUGUAGAUCACUUCAGCAGAAAGAACUUGGAAGAAAAUGAGCCGGAAGCAGUCGAAAAUGCCAAGCAAGAUAACAAAGAUACACGAAUGACUAUGGAUUGAUACACUACCUAUUUUAUACAUA
This is a messenger RNA of Uranotaenia lowii, 1533 nucleotides long. RefSeq names its product excitatory amino acid transporter 1-like. Gene Ontology annotation, molecular function: neutral L-amino acid transmembrane transporter activity; L-glutamate transmembrane transporter activity; glutamate:sodium symporter activity. Gene Ontology annotation, cellular component: plasma membrane. Bases 84 to 1511 code for a protein of 475 amino acids. Lineage: Eukaryota; Metazoa; Arthropoda; Insecta; Diptera; Culicidae. The record is from RefSeq and is a predicted model, not a curated record. Gene Ontology annotation, biological process: L-glutamate transmembrane transport. The transcript has 4 exons.